Messenger RNA from Chelmon rostratus (copperband butterflyfish), 531 nucleotides. RefSeq names its product gamma-crystallin M3-like. Bases 1 to 531 code for a protein of 176 amino acids. The record is from RefSeq and is a predicted model, not a curated record. The transcript has 3 exons. Gene Ontology annotation, molecular function: structural constituent of eye lens. Gene Ontology annotation, biological process: visual perception; lens development in camera-type eye. Lineage: Eukaryota; Metazoa; Chordata; Actinopteri; Chaetodontiformes; Chaetodontidae.
AUGAGCGGAAAGAUCAUCUUCUUCGAGGGGAGAAACUUCCAGGGCCGCUCAUACGAGUGCAUCAGCGACUGCUCUGAAAUCGCCUCUCACCUGAGCCGAUGCAGCUCCUGCAGGGUGGAGAGUGGGACGUUCAUGGUCUAUGACCAGCCCAACUACAUGGGCCAGCAGUACCUGCUGACCACAGGGGAGUACCCCGAGUAUCAGAACACCAUCGGCUUCAAUGACUGCAUCCAGUCCUGCCGCAUUAUCCCCGCGCACAAGGGACCCUUUAAGAUGAGGAUCUACGAGAGACCUGACUUUGAAGGCCAGAUGCAUGAGCUGACCGACGACUGCGACUCCAUUCAGGAUCACUAUCACAUGUCGGACAUGCAGUCCUGCCACGUGGUGGAAGGCUACUGGCUGAUGUUCGAGCAGCCGAACUAUGAGGGCAAGAUGUUUUACCUGAGACCAGGAAAAUACAGGAACCUCGGCGAGCUGAGCAGCGAUGAUAUGAGGUUCAAUUCAGUCAGGCGCAUCACAGAGACCGUCUAG